Ogataea philodendri is the source of this 663-nucleotide messenger RNA. RefSeq lists its product as uncharacterized. The transcript has a single exon. The record is from RefSeq and is a predicted model, not a curated record. Gene Ontology annotation, molecular function: transcription coregulator activity. Gene Ontology annotation, biological process: termination of RNA polymerase II transcription; regulation of transcription by RNA polymerase II. Bases 1 to 663 code for a protein of 220 amino acids. Gene Ontology annotation, cellular component: mediator complex; core mediator complex. Lineage: Eukaryota; Fungi; Ascomycota; Pichiomycetes; Pichiales; Pichiaceae.
AUGGUUCAACAGCUGUCUUUGUAUUCGAGCACUUUGGCGCCCGAGGUGGUGUUGAUCACGCUCGAGUCGCUCACGGGCAUGGUUCCGCAGCCAAUGGAACAGCACACGGUCGUCAUGCGGCCCAAGUUCCCGUUCAAGCCCGAGCAGAAAGCGGGCAAGAUCAACCAGAUAGAGUCGUACCGCAUUCGCAUGACACGCCACGGCGGCGCCAGCGACAGCGAGCUACUCUCGAACCUGCAGAGUCCGCGCUGGAACAACUGCAUCUGGACGCUCCAGAUCGUCGAUAUCCCUGCCGCGGGCAAGCGACCCGUGCUGACGCAGAACAUAUACGAGACCACCAUCGUCAAGGCGGACGAUAUCCUCGGGUACAUGGACGAAUUGGGGUACAUGCCCGAGAAGGAGUACUGGGUACGCGGGUCGCGGUUCUACUACAACGACGUGGUCAUCGAGGUGUUCCAGGUGUACCAUUGGAACGACGGGCAAGAGUUGCUCGACAAGCAGCACCAGAUCAAGUGUCUGGUGAACGUCGCGCAACUGAACGACCUCGAGAGCGUUGCCCGCGGCACGAAACAGCUCGAGGCACUGAAAGCAGAGCUGGCCGGGCUUGUGGAGCUCGACUUGUACGAAAGAACCAGCCUGGACGGCCGGGUCAGUUGGAAUUAG